AUGACUGGAAAGUACAGCCCCCUUCAUCUUUUCCAGAUGCUUUUCUCCAUGUCAGUUCUUGGUUCGCUGGUGUCUAACACCAACAAGUAUGGAGCUAAGAAGCAAGCAGGCAAGAAAGAGGCAUGGAAGCCCAUUUCCAUCCAAGACCUAUACUGUUACAUCUCACUGGUCAUUUACAUGGGGCUUGUGAAGUUGAAAAACCUGAAGGACUACUGGAGAACAUCAACACGCUAUCAACUGCCUUUUCCCACCACUGUCAUGUCUUUUAACAGGUUUCUGACUAUCUCGUGGGCGCUUCAUAUCAGUGACCCACAAGCUGACUACGACAAUGAGAAGAAGAGAGGCACAGCAAGCUUUGAUAGGCUCUUCAAAAUCAAACCUCUCUACUCCAGCAUUGUUGAGGCCUGCAAGACCCAUUUCCGCACGCCCAGAACCUGUCCAUAGAUGAGAGGAUGGUAGCCUCAAAGGCUAGAAUUGGCCUCAAACAAUAUAUGCGGAACAAGCCAACAAAAAGGGUUAUAAACUGUUUGUUUUGGCCGAUUCUGUGUGUGUUUAAACUUGGAUUUAUUUUGUUUACGAGGGGAAAUCUAUCUCAGCCACCGGCACAGCAAGCUUUGAUAGGCUCUGCAAAAUAAAACCUCUCUACUCCAGCAUUGUUGAGGCCUUGUCACGGAUUCUGCCGAGGCUGCCCCUCCUCCUUGCUCGGGCAGGCUUCGGCGUUCGUCGUCACCGGAGUACUAGCUGCUGCCGAUCUAUGUUCUAUGUUUCUAUGUUCUACCUGUUGUUGUCUGAUUGUCUCACACCUGUUUCCCAUCAGGCAAUUACUCCUUCCCUAUUUAACCCGGUGGCUCCCAUUGUGUUUUGUGCGUGUUUGUUAUUCGUUUCGUGUGUCGUUUGGUGAGCGGGUUUACGCCUCCCUGUGUGGAGGUAUUUUGUAUUUGUUUCUUUACUUGUUAGUAAAGUAUGUUUUCAUUGAGUUCUGUGUCCUGCACCUGACUUCGAUCCACCGCAUUACACUGACACUCGUGACAGAAAUACGCACCACCAUGGAGUCAGCAGGUACAGCCAGUCUGUCCGGAUCGAUGUAUAGGUUACAGCUUCCUCCUGAGUAUCGUAUUAACCCCUCGUUCCAUGUGUCUCUCCUCAGGAGGUAUUUUGUAUUUGUUUCUUUACUUGUUAGUAAAGUACGUUUUCAUUGAGUUCUGUGUCCUGCGCCUGACUUCGAUCCACCGCAUUACACUGACACUCGUGACAGGCCUGCAAGACCCAUUUCCGCAUGCCCAGAACCUGUCCAUAGAUGAGAGGAUGGUAGCCUCAAAGGCUAGAAUUGGCCUCAAACAAUAUAUGCGUAACAAGCCAACAAAAAGGGUUACAAACUGUUUGUUUUGGCCGAUUCUGUGUGUGUUUACACAUAGAUUUUUUUUGCUUACGAGGGGAAAUCCAUCUCAGCCACCGGUAAGGGACUUAGUUAUGAUUCUGUUGUGGAAUUAUUGGAAUUCCACUGCUGGGGUCGGGCUACAAACUGUUUGUGGACAACUUUUACACAAGCCCUUGUUGUGGACAACAAGAGCAUGGGAGGUGUGGACCUGUCAGAUGAGCUGAUAGGCUACUACAAUGUUCUCCACAAGACAAUGAAAUGGUACAAGACAUUGUUCUAUCACUUCAUCGACAUUGCUGUGGUGAAUGCAUUCAUCCUCCAGAAGGAAAUGGCUAAGAGCUGUGGACAGACCCCCAUGACACAGCUAGCCUUCAGAGAGCUGCUCAUCUAGGAGCUUGCUGACUAUGGCACAAAGUCCACUGCAGCACCUUCUGUCCCCUCUACCUCUGUCCCCUCUACUCCUGCCAUCAGUGGUGUUCACCUGCCAAAAUGCAUAACUGCAGACCUGAAUGUGCCUCAGGGCCAAAAGAGCACAGCAGGGAGGCGUUGUUGUACUCUGUGCCACAAUAAAUCUCCCAUCACCUGCACUACUUUUGCUGUUAUCCUCUGCUUCACAGCAGAAAGAAACUGUGCUAUGGGACUUGGCAUCAGCAGCACAAUCUUGUGUAGAGGACUGUGGGUGUUCUAA
Coregonus sp. 'balchen' is the source of this 2066-nucleotide messenger RNA. The record is from the annotation of a GenBank genome assembly. NCBI's taxonomy places the organism in Eukaryota, Metazoa, Chordata, Actinopteri, Salmoniformes, Salmonidae.